This is a messenger RNA of Pangasianodon hypophthalmus (striped catfish), 2198 nucleotides long. It is a transcript of the gene fam228a, whose product is annotated as family with sequence similarity 228 member A. Lineage: Eukaryota; Metazoa; Chordata; Actinopteri; Siluriformes; Pangasiidae. The transcript is spliced from 8 exons. The coding region runs from base 432 to 1196 and encodes 254 amino acids. The record is from RefSeq and is a predicted model, not a curated record.
ACUCCACUGAGCAUAAGGUCACAGUAAUAUAAUAGACAAAAUACCUGUAAAUAUAUAUGUAUAUAUAGACCUGUUUCUAUCAAACAAACCGGAAGUGCGGGUGCUUCGAAAGGCGUCACCAUGGCAACGGCUGCCUGCUACCUGAAACGGUAUUCCGAGGUGUUCUACAUUCACGCCGCCAUUUUGUCACCAGGCUACUGGAGCGGUUUAAUAAACAACUCGCUUAUCGGUUCUCUGUGCAACGUAAAGCAGCUAGCUGUUUGUUUUUUUGUUUGUUUGUUUGUUUGUUUUUGUAGCCUCGUGUGUUUUUCUCAGACAGGUAAAUGAGGUGAAACUGAAGGUCGAGUCUGAGGUGAACAACAAGGUUAGGCAAGGGGAUGCAUUUCGGAGUUUUCACACUUUGAAACUCAGGCACCACUUCUAUUUUAGUAAUGCUGGUUAAAAGCAGAAAAGAUUACGACGGCGUGAUAACCCUCCACAAACCUGUCCCACCACAUCUGUUCCACCAUACGUCUCCCAGAAGUGUUGGGCAGAAGCCAUCAUCAGUAGUUGAGUGUCCAUAUGUUAGAAGUGUGACUCGGAAAUCAACCAGUGUCCUUACACGCCCAGGAGCAGAGGCUGAUAAGGCACACACACUCUCUCCUGGCGCAAUAAAACAACUACAGGAUCAGUUUCUUUCAGAACGACAGGAGGCAGAUGCCAUCACACAACCACUGCUGGAGAAGGAGAAUGGAUUCAUCAAGGAUCUGGAACGUUUCCUCAACCACAGAGACAUGCUUAGUGUGAGGAAGCGUGAGCUUCUGCACAAGCGCUGGACAGAGUGUGUGUGGUGGCCGGUGAAGCGCAGUGUCGAACAGCGCUUCACACGCUGUCGUUAUGAAGGAGUGGAGCCAGUGGAGAUGAUGCACACAGGCUACAGGGCUAAGGUCAGCACCGCUCCCUUGAAGGAUCCACUGUUUCUCUACACACAUUCAAGAAUGAAGGAGAAGAGAGUGGUCCUUCACUGCCAGACAGGAUGUGUGGAUGGCCGUCAGUGGGUGGCGUCAGCAGAGGAACAGAGCAGGAACAAGAGAGAUCUGCACAGAGGCAGCAGGUGUCGAGGCCCUGUUUACAUGGCUAUGGCAGAUGGGCGGUGCUUCCGGCCUGAAUGCUGGUCCGCGUUUGGUCAGUCUCGCAGUUAUUCAAUGAAGUCAUGACGUGACACUGUUCAUCCUCUACCUCAUCCAGUCACAACCUCGAAUGACUUUUCAAGUCUUCUAUUUCAGAUUGUGGUACAUUUUUUCUGUCCUAUGGUUAAUAAUGAAAAGUUAAUACAAAAAAACAGGCAAAAAUUUAUUAUUAUUAUUAUUAUUAUUAUUAUUAGUCAAAUACAAGUUUUAUUUCAAUUAAUUUAUUGGGCAUGCUUUAAGAUAUGAAGCUAAAUUAUAAUUCUGAUUAUUUGAUAAUAUUCUAUAGCAGGCAUUUAUUUAUUUAUUUGUUUGUUUGGUUUUUUUUAUUUAAGUCCUGUCCCAGUUUGUGAUCAGAGCCCUGUGGUCUGUGAGCUAAUCCCAAAUCCACACUUUUAGCCUCUUCACCCAAAUAAAUUGCACAAGAUCAGACCAAAAAUUGAAAUCAAGUAACAAAUGCAGAAAUGUAGGGUAUAGAUAAAAAGUUAUGGUCCUCAGUUUGGUUUAAACUGCAGCAUUCUCAAUUCUCAACUUUAGUAGCUGUUACACUGAAAACACUUGGUGGGUGUGCUGUAAUAGGAAAAAAAUGAGUGAUUGGGGUGGUGUGAUGUUCAUUUUUUUUAACAUCAUGUGCUAAAAUGUUUUAUUCCUCUUACACCACAGCAAUUUGCCAACGAUUACAGUCUACAAUUUAUUAAUGAAUUAUUUAAUGAAUGGAAGGUCUGCGAUAUAAGUUAAUUCGUGUUCUCACUUCAUUCUUCAUUCUCACUUUCUCUUGUAAUUUAUUAAGACAAAAAAAAUGCAGCUUGUUACCAAGAAACUACAAAACACAACAUCAUUCUGAAGACUUACCCAUGUCAGAAAACCUAAGAGUUACAGCUUUACUUCUGACUGUUCCAAAGCACUGACACUGGAGACUCCUUCCGUAAAUUAUAUAUAUACAUCUCUUUAAAUAGUUUCUGCGAAAGAGAUGUUACUAUAGAAACGAUAACCUAUUAGAACAAGCAUUUUCUUAUAAACCAGUGAUUUGCU